AUGCGUGGCGUAUUCGAGACUGUCGGUUCCCUCGGGCUUCCUGACAAAGUUACUCUCAAUCUCAAGAAAGCGAGAGAAAUAUUUGGGUUUCUCGUUAGAACUUUAGGACAUCUCGAACGGGCAUUGGCGCUGAAUGAGACUCGUCGAGAUUUCGAUUGUGCGAAUGCCGGUUUAGUGCCGGCACGUCUAGUCAUUCGUCAAAUCCAUAAAUCCCAGAUAUCGAGACCACGACCUAGCAGACAUAAUGUUGAUUUGGAUGGCGGUAAGAACCAGACAUCACCUCCCGAAUAUCAGGCUGACCUCGAACUGGCGGGCUAA
Messenger RNA from Guyanagaster necrorhizus, 318 nucleotides. RefSeq lists its product as uncharacterized. The record is from RefSeq and is a predicted model, not a curated record. Lineage: Eukaryota; Fungi; Basidiomycota; Agaricomycetes; Agaricales; Physalacriaceae. Bases 1 to 318 code for a protein of 105 amino acids. The transcript has 4 exons.